CGUGCGGCAAAACAAACUAUUCCUAAGGGCAGCCGCGACAACCCACAUACGAUUUGGACGGACGAUAUGGAUUUGGCAUCCAAGCAGGCUGAAGACGCGUUUCAGGCUCACCUUGCUGCCCCAAAUGAUGACAUGCUUCGGGACGCAUUCAUCCGGGCCAAGGAUCGACGAAAUUCGGCUUUUCGUCGAGGGAUCCAAUUACUUAUGGAAUCCCGCGCUCAAAAACUCGGGGCCUCGUCCACCCCCAGUUGGCGUUAUUUAAGAGGAUUGGCGGCACCGCCUCCUCGCCCACUUACUACAGUGGUUCUCCGAUCACUUAAUGAUCGUACCUGUGCGCUCCCCUGCCAAAAAGCCAACUUACUCGUUCGCCAGUUUGUACAGUUUUCACGUGCUUUACUCACAAAUACCCCACCUAUACGACAAGACUGUCGUGGUGCUCUUUGUGACAUGGAUCGACCUUAUACCGCUUAUGAAUUGGAUCUGGCCAUCCAUGAUGCUCCUCUGGGAACAGCACCUGGGCCUGAUGGUAUUAUGAAUGAUUUUCUCCAUCACCUUGGCCCUGUUGCUCGAAACACGCUUCGGACAAUGAUAAAUACUUCCUUUGCAUCUGGAGAGUUUCCUCCGCAAUGGAAGAAAGGGGUGACGGCCCCUAUCCCUAAACCAGGUAAGGACCCCAGCCGUCCUGAUAGUUAUCGUCCAGUGACAUUACUAUCAGUCUUGCUUAAGGUGGCCGAACGUAUGGUCCACUGA
Molecule: messenger RNA, 750 nt
Organism: Trypanosoma theileri
Lineage: Eukaryota; Euglenozoa; Kinetoplastea; Trypanosomatida; Trypanosomatidae
Exons: 1
Source: RefSeq, a predicted model, not a curated record